AAGACAAAUGAAAAAGACUUAAACCACACAUUAAGGACAAGAAGGGGACAGUCUGUACAUCUGUCUUGGAAAAACGAAAGAAAGGAAAACAUAAUUGUUUUAGGACUGGUAGGAUAAUGAGCCUUCAUCACACGUCAACCGUGUUCCACGGUAUUCCUCCUAUACCCGAUCAGGCGACAGUGGUGAAAACAGGAUACCUCCUCAAGUCCCCCCCGUACUCCCUGUUGAGAAGAGAGACUUUCUGGAGAAGGCGUUUUUUUGUUCUGUACAAAUCAAAUGAACAAGACUACCGGCUCAAGUACUUCAACAGCGAGGAUCAGAAGGACAGGGCCCUGGGGGAAAUAGACCUGAAACAGUUAAGAGCGAUGCUAGUAAGCCCGGGCGGCCACCCCAGUUGGAGUUGGGUCCAGAAAAACGUCAACUGUAAUCCGUCCUGCGUUCUCUACAUCAACACUUCUGCCAGGGAAUACUUUCUGGUUGGCGCCAACAGCUCGGAUGUGAAUGACUGGCUCAUUGCUUUAUCCAAUCCCGGUUUUGCAGAGCAAAGUCUAUGUGAAGUUGUGGAUUUCAACACUGAAACUUUGAUGAAAAGCUCAUGGAAACUUCAGUCUGUGUCCGAGCCAGCAGCAUAUAAAGACGCCUCGUGGAUGGGUCAACUGCCACGACAAAGCUCGGAGCCUGUGGAUCCCAUCUAUGACUACCCCAAAGCCUACCGUGAUAAACAACUGGUUAAGGAGCCCUUGUACGUGGCCAUGGACGAAGUUGUGUCGGGGUGGACGGGCCAGCCGCUGGGUCUGUUCCGGGAGGGAGACCAGUUCCUAGCUCUGAACGACCUGCUCACCUGCAGCAUGGUGGAGUUUCAUGCCUACCUCAGCAGAUCCCUAAAAAAACAGGUCAAAGUGACCAUCUUGCGUCACCUGAAAGUCCCCAUCCACCGUCGCCACAGUUUACCUCACACUCUGUGA
Molecule: messenger RNA, 965 nt
Organism: Gadus chalcogrammus (walleye pollock)
Lineage: Eukaryota; Metazoa; Chordata; Actinopteri; Gadiformes; Gadidae
Exons: 13
Coding region: 117-965 (282 amino acids)
Source: RefSeq, a predicted model, not a curated record